Molecule: messenger RNA, 1236 nt
Organism: Radiomyces spectabilis
Lineage: Eukaryota; Fungi; Mucoromycota; Mucoromycetes; Mucorales; Radiomycetaceae
Product: glycoside hydrolase
Exons: 6
Coding region: 1-1236 (411 amino acids)
Biological process (GO): N-glycan processing; carbohydrate metabolic process
Cellular component (GO): Golgi membrane; endoplasmic reticulum
Molecular function (GO): calcium ion binding; mannosyl-oligosaccharide 1,2-alpha-mannosidase activity
Source: RefSeq, a predicted model, not a curated record
AUGCUCGUGAUGGGAUUAGAGGACGAAUAUAAGCGCUCGCUGGAAUUUGUAGCCAACGUUGAUUUCAGUGUUUCUGAUGAUCCAGUCAAGGGAUUUGAGACCAAUAUUCGAUAUUUGGGAGGCUUGCUCUCCGCUUAUGAUUUGCGACCGGACCCCAUCUUGCUUCAGAAAGCCGUCGAGCUCACCGACACGGUAUUACUACCGCUGUUCGACUCGCCUUCCAAGGCUCCCUACACUUAUAUGGAUUUAACAAAAAUGGUACCCGAAAAGACGACUUCGAUCAAUUUGGCGGAAUUUGGCACAUACUCACUGGAAUUUACACGAUUAUCUCAAUUGACGGGUGACUCAAAGUACGCCGAUCUGUCCAAUUCGUUGAUCGAUCGUGCCAUUUCCGUGCAAUCCGAUAUUCCUGGACUUUAUCCCAUCGAUUGGGACAUCAAGACAUUUACUCCUCUGCCGUCAAGUGCGAUCUCUAUCGGCGGAGGCGCUGACAGUUUUUAUGAAUACCUGGUCAAGAAUUAUAUUCUUUUGGGUCAAAGCGACAGUCAUUUAAUGGAAGCGUGGGUGAAAGCCGUGGACAGCAUUGAGCACUACUUAUUAAGUCCGGCGACUCAGCAUUCCAGCGUCAAGUUCGCAGGGGAGAUCAGUAGAGGAAAGCCACAAUAUCAAUCCGGGGAAUUGAUCUGUUUUUGGCCUGGAAAUAUCUUGCUAGGUGUCCAUCUAAUGAGCCACGAAAAUGAUUCGACACAGCAACGCUUCCGUACGCUGGCAGACGAUCUGCUAACCUCUUGUCUCGAUGUCUGGACCCAUUCUCCGCACGGUAUCGCACCCGAAGCGUGGUCAUGGGAUCCUCAGAAACCAUCGACAUCGGGUAAUAAGAGCGACUUGUUCACCAUCAUCGACUCUUCGUAUGAUUUACGUCCUGAGACUCUUGAAAGUGUGUUUUAUUUUUAUCGCAUAACAGGAGAUCCCAAAUACCAGGAUAUUGCUUGGGAACUUUUCGAGGCAAUUAACGAGCAUACCCGCACAGAUGCUGGUUUCACUCGAUUGAGGAGCAUGGACACUGACGUUCCAUUAAAAGCCGAUUUCCAAGAAAGUUUCCUGUUUGCUGAAACCCUGAAAUACCUGUAUUUGACAUUUGUCGACAAGGAGUGCUUGUCACUCGAUGAUUACGUAUUUAGCACGGAGGCUCACCCAUUUAAACUGUCAUCUUCCAUCGCAGUUCAAUCCGAAUAA